AUGGAGUCGCUGAACGACUACAAGAUGAUGGAUAACCGUUCUGUAGUUGAACAGGCGCAUGAGAUACAGAUCAUUGUGAGAGAGUUCAAGCUUCUCAAGUGUGAUUUACCCGACAAGUACGUGGCUGGGCGGAUUAUUGCAAAGUUACCUCCCGCGUGGAGGAACUUUGCCACGUCUUUAAAACACAAGAGACAAGAGAUAUUAGUUGAACAACUGAUAGCGUCCCUUGAUGUUGAAGAGAAAGCUCGGGCUAAAGACACCACUGAGAAGGCUGCUGAUUUUCCGUCUAACGGCAAUAUGGUACAGAGGAACUUUCGCGGCAACGGAAAGAACAAAGGGGAGAAGUCCACUGACAACAAGCCUGCACAGACUAUUACCUUCAAGAAGAAGAAGAAACAUGGAAGGGAUUCAACCGUCUUGAUGGGGAACAAGUCGCAUGCAGCUGUUCGUGGUGUUGGUACGGUCGAUCUGAAGUUUACUUCGGGGAAGAUCGUGCGGCUAAGGAAUGUGAUGCAUGUCCCCUCCAUGAACAAGAAUCUCGUUAGCGGUUCCCUUUGA
Molecule: messenger RNA, 558 nt
Organism: Brachypodium distachyon (stiff brome)
Lineage: Eukaryota; Viridiplantae; Streptophyta; Magnoliopsida; Poales; Poaceae
Exons: 2
Coding region: 1-558 (185 amino acids)
Source: RefSeq, a predicted model, not a curated record